Messenger RNA from Sesamum indicum (sesame), 1763 nucleotides. Its product is annotated as 26S proteasome regulatory subunit 6A homolog A. The record is from RefSeq and is a predicted model, not a curated record. Gene Ontology annotation, molecular function: ATP binding; ATP hydrolysis activity. Lineage: Eukaryota; Viridiplantae; Streptophyta; Magnoliopsida; Lamiales; Pedaliaceae.
UUCUCUCUCUCUCUCUCUCUCUCUCUCUCUCUCUCACUACACGCGCAGAGGGAUCGUAUUGGGACGAAGUUGAUCGGAGAUGGCGACGCCGAUGGUGGAAGACAACUUUGAGGAAGACCAGCUUUCUUCUAUGACAACUGAAGACAUCACUCGCGCCUCUCGCCUUCUGGAUAACGAAAUCAGGAUCCUCAAGGAAGAGUUGCAGAGGACGAAUCUGGAGUUGGAUUCGUUCCGCGAGAAGAUAAAAGAGAAUCAAGAAAAAAUCAAGCUGAACAAGCAGCUUCCUUACUUGGUCGGAAAUAUUGUUGAGAUUUUGGAAAUGAACCCAGAGGAAGAAGCUGAGGAGGAUGGUGCAAAUAUUGAUCUGGACUCACAAAGGAAGGGUAAAUGUGUUGUGCUAAAAACAUCCACACGCCAGACAAUUUUCCUGCCUGUGGUAGGUUUGGUUGAUCCUGAUAAGUUGAAGCCUGGUGAUCUUGUUGGAGUAAACAAAGACAGUUACCUCAUCUUGGAUACUUUGCCAUCCGAGUAUGACUCCCGUGUUAAGGCUAUGGAGGUUGAUGAGAAACCAACUGAAGACUACAAUGAUAUUGGAGGCUUGGAGAAACAGAUUCAAGAAUUAGUUGAGGCCAUUGUGUUGCCUAUGACACAUAAAGAGAGAUUCCAGAAGUUAGGAAUUCGCCCACCAAAAGGGGUACUUUUGUAUGGUCCUCCGGGGACAGGGAAAACCUUAAUGGCCCGUGCAUGCGCUGCCCAAACAAAUGCUACUUUUCUGAAGCUAGCUGGUCCCCAGCUUGUACAGAUGUUCAUUGGAGACGGAGCUAAACUUGUUCGUGAUGCUUUUCAACUUGCUAAAGAAAAAUCUCCUUGCAUCAUUUUUAUUGAUGAGAUUGAUGCUAUUGGUACGAAGCGUUUUGAUAGUGAAGUUAGCGGGGAUAGAGAAGUGCAAAGGACUAUGUUAGAAUUGCUGAAUCAGCUUGAUGGUUUUAGCAGUGAUGAUCGAAUAAAGGUGAUAGCAGCAACAAAUCGAGCAGAUAUCUUGGACCCUGCUUUGAUGCGGUCUGGUCGGCUGGAUCGUAAAAUUGAAUUUCCCCAUCCUACAGAAGAAGCCAGGGCUCGCAUUUUGCAGAUCCAUUCGAGGAAGAUGAAUGUUCAUCCAGAUGUCAACUUUGAAGAGCUUGCUCGAUCAACAGAUGACUUCAAUGGGGCACAACUUAAAGCUGUUUGUGUGGAAGCGGGCAUGUUAGCACUUCGCCGUGAUGCCACCGAGGUGAACCAUGAAGAUUUUAAUGAAGGUAUUAUCCAAGUUCAAGCGAAAAAGAAAGCCAGCUUGAAUUACUAUGCAUAGACUUCAAUUUCCCCGGGCACAAGCUUUUUGUUUGUGGCACUAGUCCAGGAGGAUGCACACUACUUUGAAGGUUCAAUAGGAAUUGUACGUGUUCCCUCAAAUGGCCUUCUCAACCGGAUCUUUUCCAUUGUUAUGUUAAGCGUGGGCAUCCAACUGUUCAAUGUAUUUCUGUUGAAAUGGCAGGAUUAUAUUGUCUGAGGUAAUUUUAUAAUAUUCUUUUCUUUUCAACAAUUACUUGUUUCACGUUGUCAUUGCCCGUGAUAUUCGUAGGCAAGCACCCUGAACCGAGCAUAAAGUCUUAACCAUCGAGCAUGUGUAAUUUGAAUGGCAAGCACCAUUUUGAUAUGACAUUGAGAACCAAAAACUUACAACGACGAUGUUUCAAAAUUAGUUCAUCAUCGGUGAACUUGUUGCA